AUGAGUUACGGGUCCCAUGAAGAGACAGAGGCGAACCGGCCGACCUGACGGGACGGACGCGCACACGCAUGUCUGCGUGUUUUCUCACCGCGUCUGUGAUUUGAAGAGGCCAUGCGUUUUGGAGGAGAUUCUCUCAGGUGAUACCAUUGCAACGUGGAUCAUCUACAACUACAGUUCCUCAGGAAAUCGCUUUCCCCCCAACAUUGACACCCGGUAAAUGGGUCGCAUUGGGGCAGUAUUGAGACAGGGGAGCUUUACACAGUCAGAAAUUCAUCAUGGGCAGUAUCCUCCACGAUCUCUCAACUCCUCCGCUGCUCAGUGUGGAAAGUACGGAGUCUCACCCUCGGCCUACGUCCUUCACAGAGGAAGCUGUUUCUAUCCCGACGUCCACCAGCCACCUUGCCCGAACGCUGCUGGGCCACACCUCUGCCCUGAAGCCUCAAGAGAGUCUGGCUAACACCAAUACCAAUGACACGGCAGGAAGCGGCUGUGAUGACAAUGGCAUCCGCCGCAAACGGGAGUUCAUCCCAGAUGAGAGGAAGGAUGAAGGCUACUGGGAUAAGCGGCGUAAAAACAAUGAGGCAGCCAAGCGGUCUCGGGAGAAACGGCGUGCCAAUGACAUCGUGCAAGAGGCACGAGUGCUGGGCCUGCUGGAGGAGAACGCCCGUCUCAGGGCUGAGCUGUUGGCCCUGAAGUUUCGCUUUGGCCUUGUUAAAGACCCUUCCCAUGUCAGCAUCCUGCCACUCUCGGUACCCUCCUACACUCAGUUAGUAACCCCUACACAACGACACUACCCGUCCCUGAGCUCCUCAUACCAGAGUACUCCCUCCGCCAACAGCACCCAUCACAGUACACAUUUCCCUCCACAGCAGAGUGCCAUGUAUGGGCUGAAAGAUGCGGGGGUGCCAGCAGGUCACAGCAAGGGUAAUAUAACAGAGGAGUCAGGCAUCUCCACUCCAAGUAGCUCAAAUGUUAGCAGCCCUGUUUUUUUUAAUGAUGGACUGAAUGAAAACGGCUGGCCCUCUCCAAAGUACAGGGUGGAGGGGCAACAGGGUUAUGAACCCAACCUCUGUUCCCCUGAGGUCACCCAGGCACAGUAUGUGAGUAAACAAGACUUUGGGGAGAGCUUGAGGAGCCUACCGCAUAAGCUGCGAUUCAAAGCCCCUGGCGGAGGCAGCGAUGGAGGGGAUGUGCCCCCAUCACAUGACAGCAAACAUAGUUAUCCACCUUUAGCCACGGUGAAACCACAUGUCCAGCAGAUCAACACCAGCCGUGACAGCAGAGGGAUGAAUCAGCCUCUUUGGACAAGGGAGGAGCAAGGGACCAGCGGUGGGGCUGAGCAGCAGUAUCAGUGUGCCUCCCCUGGACACCACAGCUCCUCACCUCCACUGAGCUCCAGUGAAACACGGUACAUGAUGGAGAACAACAAUCUCAUAUCCCAGCUCAGCUCUCUGUCUCAGGACGUGGCUCAACUCAAGAAGCUCUUCUCUCAGCAGGUAUUCUCCAAGCUCGCAUAAGAUGAGUCUUGAGAUGCUGUGUCUGCCAGGCAGGGAGGGAUGCAAAGAAGGGACCUGCUUCAAACUCAAAAAGAUGACCGUCAUGUCUUUCAAAUUUCAAAGACAGAAUGAUGUGGUAGCUCAUAAACUGCAGAUUUUGACAGCAGAGCAGCAGUAUGGCACCUCAUCGCACUUGGUCACAGACAGAUGGAUAGCUCUGAGGAGAUAUACAUUGUGCACCGCUGGUAUGGUCAGUUGUUUGGCAGUGAACAUUCCUGUCCCACCACAAUCUAAAACCUAUUUCACUUGAAUUUAGUUUUGGGCCCUCUUCAUGGACAGAGUGUCAAACACAUCACUAAAAAAAAAAAGAUCCAUUUUAAUUGUAUUGAAAUACUUUUAUUAACUGUACAGCUACAAGAUUUUUUUAAGAAUGAAUUAAUCAACAGAUUAUUGAUGUUGUGAUAAGUAUCAUUUUAAUUUUUUUGAAAGAAUUUGUUAAUUUUUGGAGUCCUUGACUGAACAGGUUAGUUUGAAACACUGUAUGUACAACAUGGUAGCUACAUUUAGAAACAUACAGAAAAAGUCCAAAGAUCUAGUUUGUAUCGCGUCCAUUUUGAAUGUUCACUUUUUUCAAAAGCAACUCUACCUGUGCAUCUUUGAUGUGUCAUUCACUGUAUUUUUACUACUAAAAUGUCUUAUGAUGGUGUGUUGUAAACAUAGCACUCAUUAUUUAAGAUAUCUUAUGAUAGCAUAGUGUAAACAUAGCACUCAUUAUUCAAGCGUUCAACCAUUAUGUGACCCGUACUUGUGAAUAAAUUUCUUUUUAUA
Molecule: messenger RNA, 2324 nt
Organism: Lampris incognitus (smalleye Pacific opah)
Lineage: Eukaryota; Metazoa; Chordata; Actinopteri; Lampriformes; Lampridae
Gene: nfil3-3
Product: nuclear factor, interleukin 3 regulated, member 3
Exons: 2
Coding region: 276-1517 (413 amino acids)
Biological process (GO): circadian rhythm; regulation of DNA-templated transcription
Cellular component (GO): nucleus
Molecular function (GO): DNA-binding transcription factor activity; DNA binding
Source: RefSeq, a predicted model, not a curated record